CCAAGCUAAAAAGGGGACGGCCUUCUUUACAACAACAGUGUGCAUUACGAAGAAACAACCGUGUGAAAGAUUAAAGUUUUUGGGAAGUUCUUGGGAAAGUUUGUAGGAAUCGAUCCUACGUCGGCAGCUGGUUUCUUUAUCAGAUGCAGUUUACUCGGUGACAGUAUUUGGUGUAUAAACGUGACAGAUUCAUACCAUGGAGAAUGGGCAAAACCGUCUCCGUAAGGCUCAGGAGGAUGUGGAAGAAGUGAAGGUAAUCAUGCUGGACAACCUAAACAAGGCAGAUGAGCGAUCAACGAAACUUGGGGAUCUGGAGGACAGAGCUGAUGAACUACGGCAAAAGGGAGAAGCCUUCUCAAAAACCUCAGCUAAGGUGAAACAAAAGAAGCGCUGGGAGAAUAAUAAGCUUAAAGUGAUAAUGGCAGCAGUAAUAGUUGGAGUGGUCAUCCUCAUAAUUGUGAUUAUAAUCAUGAAUACGAUUCCAGAGAGUGGAAAUGGCUCAAGUAGUAAAAUAGCUGCAACUUCAAAGCCACCACUAGAAAAUUCAUCAGUAUGAGGUCAAUCUUAAAAAGGUAUCGGAUAAAAAAUGAAAAAUAUACAAUUUAAAUGGUUCUACUUAAUAUCAGUUUGCUAAUAAUGUGGUGGGUCAUACAAAAAUGGUACCAUGGCAUCAACUUAAUUUUUGCUUUUAUCUUCAUUUUUACAAUGGUAGCAGUUAACAUGUGCCCUUGUUGGUCUUAACUGAUUAAUCACAAAAAAAAACAUGGACGGGUGUGAUAAUCUCAAGACAACUUUUGUGUCAAGUUUGACUUUUUAUUAGUCAUUAUGGAAUAGAACGGGUGGGUCACAGAAAUGUAUAUUAUUGCCAAUGAUUUGAGCAUGAUCUUGUACAUUUAAAUGUGUUCCAAAAUGUAAUGUGAUUGACAUGUUAAAGGGACUGUUAACCCCAAAAAAUCUUUUAACCUUGUUUUUCAUUUACUUUGAAGUAUUUGCAAAAAACACAAGUAUUGAUCAGCUCAGUCACCAUUUACUUUCUUUGAAUGGAAGAAGGUGAAGAAUGAAAGUGGUUAUUUACAUUUCCAUUUAUACAUUUUAUUGAGUUGCAGAUAUUUAACGGCAUGAAUUUGAGUAAAUUAUUUUUCAUGUUUGAGUAAAAUAUCCCAAUCAAGGCUUUAUAGAAAUAGUUCAACCAUAAAAGAAAAUAUAUUAAGGUUAUAUUAAAAAUGUCUUGGUAUAUAAUUUUUAGAUUUCUAAUAGCAUUGGAUAGUGCCUCAUUUUUAAAAGACAUUUUAAAAGUGGAUCCAUCAUCAAAAACGAAUCCAUAUGUUAUUAAAUGUCUUCUUACAAGGCAAACCAAUGAGCUAUUGUAGGAAAACAUUUAUAUUUCAAUGUUUAUAAACUAUAGCCAGAUGCCUGUUUUCAAGAUAGUUGAGCUCAGAAAAACACAUUUCUUCACUUCGGAAUAAUAUGGAUUAGUUUUAUGGGUGGAUGAGCUUUUGGAGCUUUAGAAAUGGGGCACUAUCCAAUAUCAUUAUAUAAAGCUGAAAAGGAAAUUAGCCAGGUUUUGACUGAAUAUAAGGUCAUAUACACAAGUUGUUCAAAGCUUGAUUCUUUUCUUUGUUUAUCUGAACCAAAACCGAUUUGUUUUAAGGUUGGCUCUUCUCUCAUGGUCGAAAGGAUGCAAAAGCAUCAUUUUAAAUCCAUGCAACUUGUGCCAUAGAUAUAAAGUUUCCAAAAGGCACACAAAUGGGUUUGGAAAAAACAAACAAAAAAAUAUCUAUUACUUAUAAAAUAUGUAAUUCAUUCAUCCUCUUAGUAUGAAUUCUCUGUGCCUGCAUUUUUACGAUGUGUUAGGCAGAACAUUUACUUAUAUAAUAUAUACCCAUGUAUUCUUCAUGUAAAAGCAUUUCAGUACUGCAGUUGUAACUUGAGAGAGAUAUCAAACUUUUGCUGCUAAAAUCAGCUUGAAUCUUUUUGUAUGUGUGUGUAUGUUGCUUAUGUAAAUACAAAUUGUCUAAAAAAAAUCAUUUUUGUAAUGUAUAUUUAUUUAGACAUUUAUUGCAUUUCACUGUUUGUUGUCUUUUGUAAUGCUAGUUGAGCUUUUGUAAUGUCAAAGAAUGAGGGUAUCUGAAUUGUCAUGCAGUUAAACUAAGGAAGCAUCAACCGGUG
This is a messenger RNA of Misgurnus anguillicaudatus (oriental weatherfish), 2169 nucleotides long. It is a transcript of the gene vamp5, whose product is annotated as vesicle-associated membrane protein 5. Gene Ontology annotation, biological process: Golgi to plasma membrane protein transport. Lineage: Eukaryota; Metazoa; Chordata; Actinopteri; Cypriniformes; Cobitidae. Gene Ontology annotation, cellular component: plasma membrane. The record is from RefSeq and is a predicted model, not a curated record.